AUGUCUCCUGCUGGAACAGCCGUACUCUCCAACCUCAGGUCCCCAUGUCGUCCAAAACCCACCAUCGCAACACUUCCCCUAAACCAACCACAAACACAAACAUGUCCCACCCCCCUCUCCAACCCCCAAUCCAGCUCCCCCUCCCAACUCGAAUCCCUCUGCCGCCUCUGCACCACCGUCCUGAACGCCGGAGACUUCACCUGCACCACCCCCCUCGGCAAACUCUACAAAUCCCACAUCUCGCCCACCUUCACCGCGCAAUUCGACGCGCACGAAAAACUGCUCACCUUCGCCGAACUCUUCAAAGCCUUCGAGCACUGGUACGCACUGCACCCGGGGUUCCGGUGCGAGUAUAAGCAUUUCGAGACGGAUGUCGAUGAGGGCGCGGGAACGGCGGUGGUGCAUUUCGAGUUGGAUUUGGUUUAUGAGAAUAUGGGGCAGGCGGCGCUGGGGGAGGUGAGGUUUCGGAGGGAUUUGAGGGGCGUGUGGAUCAUGGAGAAUUAUAUUGGGAUGAGGGGGAUGCAUGGCAUGGGUGGGUAUGUGUGA
Molecule: messenger RNA, 546 nt
Organism: Zasmidium cellare ATCC 36951
Lineage: Eukaryota; Fungi; Ascomycota; Dothideomycetes; Mycosphaerellales; Mycosphaerellaceae
Exons: 1
Coding region: 1-546 (181 amino acids)
Source: RefSeq, a predicted model, not a curated record